This is a messenger RNA of Hansenula anomala, 2334 nucleotides long. It is a transcript of the gene MTC5, whose product is annotated as Mtc5p. The transcript is spliced from 2 exons. Gene Ontology annotation, molecular function: protein binding. The annotation marks the transcript as partial. The record is from RefSeq and is a predicted model, not a curated record. Lineage: Eukaryota; Fungi; Ascomycota; Saccharomycetes; Phaffomycetales; Wickerhamomycetaceae.
CUCAUAGUCAAAGUUGUCAAGUAAAGAGUUUACCCUAAUUAACUCUUUACAUUAUAAGGUCUAAUAAACUUAGUGAACAUAUAACACAUUGACCUGUUGGGGAUGCAGAGUAACUUGGUUCUUCCAAAAGGUUAGUGACACUUCAAUUUUGACAGAUUUGCACUUUUAAGAAUCAUUAUGAAUUUAUUUGUUAUGAAAAUUUCCUUUUUAGAUACCUUCGAAUCCUGUGAAGCUUCUUCAUAAGUUUGAGCAGAUUCGGACUACUCUUUAUAGUACUUUCGUUGCAUUUUAUGUCAAAAAAAAGUCUCCUUGCGUGCAUGUACCAGGUCCGCCUAGAUCAAUUUUUGGUCAUAAUUUAGCAGAAGUUGAACAGAUAAACAUCGUUUAAAAACGCAUUGAACAAUAAAAGAAAGCUGCUGGCGUCGAUCCAAUGGCUAAUAUCACUUCUCCUUAUGAGUCUGUUACCUUUGGUAACUCUCUAUCAUUAAGAGUUGAUGGCGGUGUUGGUGCUGUGUCUAUAAAUCCAUCAGGUCGAGAUGUUGUACUAGCUGGUCGUCGUGGUCUUUAUGUUGUUGAUUUGGAUGAUCCCUUUUCUCCUCCAAGAUGGCUUCAUCACUUAACCUCAUGGGAAGUUGCUGAUGUUCAAUGGUCUCCUCAUGCUUCAAAACCAGCAUGGGUUAUUUCAACAUCAAAUCAAAAGGCAAUGGUUUGGAAUUUAGCAAGAACCGCUAACAGCGCUAUAGAGCUUGUGCUACAUGGUCAUUCAAGAGCUAUCACGGAUAUCAAUUUCCAUCCUGAUCAUCCUGAAUUGUUGGCUACAUGUUCUGUGGAUACAUCAGUAUUGGCGUGGGAUACAAGGACACCAAAAAGACCAUUUUAUACUGUAUCUGACUGGAGGGCAGGUGCAUCACAAGUUAAAUGGAACUUCAAAAAUCCAAAUAUACUAUCUUCUUCACAUGAUCAUUACUUUUAUAUAUGGGAUCUAAGGAACAAUUCCAAACCAUUGUUGAAAAUUAAUGCCCAUGAGAGAAAAAUCAAUGGUGUGGAUUUCAGUAGGACAAAAGAAUCUGAAAUCAUAUCAUCCUCCAAUGAUAACACAGUCAAAUUUUGGGAUCUAGCAAAAGAUACAGAAAAUCCAGUUUCAGUCAUAAAUACAGGAUUCCCAGUUUGGAGGGCAAGACAUCUUCCGUUUGGUGAUGGAUGUUCUAUAAUGCCAUUGAGAGGUGGUAACAACUCAAUAUAUUUGGCUAGUCAUUCUGAACAAGAGGGAGAUAAUAAGCUUAAGCCAUGUUAUGUUUUCAAAGGUCACACAGAUAGAGUUACAGAUUUUUUAUGGAGGUCAAGACACUCAAGUUCUGGGGUUGAUGAUAGAGAGUUUCAGCUUGUCACUUGGUCGAAAGACUGUGACUUGAGAUUAUGGAAUAUGAAUGAUGAUAUUUAUGAUAGAGUGGGUUUCAAGCGAGGAGAACCUAAAGAAUUACUUGCCUAUGACUAUAAAACUUAUAGAGAAGAACCAGGUACUGCCACAAAUAAAGGUUAUGCAUUGAAAAAGACCAAAGACACUUUUGUUACAAGCAGAGGUGAAUCUAUAAACACAGAUGAUCAUUUGACAUGGAUAUCCGGGGUUAGAAUCGGUCGAUCUGCAUUUGCUCCACCUAUUGAUCAAAAUCCAAAUAUGACAGUAGGCAACGCACCUGAUAAUCUUGGUGAAGAAGUUAGUGUGGUUGGUCAUAAGUUCCCAAAAGUCAAAUUUGAAAAGAUUUCAGUUUCUACUGGAACUUUAGUACUUUCGUUGAACGGUCCUUGGGGGUCAAACCCAGAAGAUUUAUUAUUUUUGAGACUUGAAACGAAAUACCCAAGAACUUAUCCAUCAGAUCCUCCAACUUUCAGAAUUGAAGAGAACAGAGAGUUGGUUAAUGAAAAACGUCAAGAAAUUAUGCAAAAUUUGAAUGACAUUGCCAAAAAAUUUGCAAGUGUUGAAAGGUUCUCUCUGGAGGCUUGCCUAAGAUUUUUGAUGGGUGAAAAAGUUGAUUUGAGUAACCUUGAAAAAGAUGAUGAUGAUUUCAAUUUACCUCUUGAAGACUUUGAUGAUUUAUCAUCUUUACCAUCUUCAAUUUCCUCAAGUGAGAGCGAAGCAGAAGAUGAUGAACUAAUACCUUUGGCACAAAGUGGCCUGAAUUCAGCACCUACAUUUGAUAGUACACCAAUCCCUAAAGGUUGUGGGGCAUCUUGGACAAAGUCAGGUCAAUUGGUUUGUUUUUUCAUUCCUCAAAGGGAGAGUAAAUCUCAAAAAAUAAUCAAAUUUGAUCAGAAAGGUUUUAGUAAGCAGGUACU